Molecule: messenger RNA, 1646 nt
Organism: Hippoglossus stenolepis (Pacific halibut)
Lineage: Eukaryota; Metazoa; Chordata; Actinopteri; Pleuronectiformes; Pleuronectidae
Gene: tollip
Product: toll interacting protein
Exons: 6
Coding region: 119-946 (275 amino acids)
Biological process (GO): ubiquitin-dependent protein catabolic process
Cellular component (GO): cytoplasm
Molecular function (GO): ubiquitin binding; ubiquitin conjugating enzyme binding
Source: RefSeq, a predicted model, not a curated record
ACACUUCCGGGUCGAGUCUGUCCUGAGCGGUGUGUGUGUGUUGUUGUUAUUAAAUUUGCUGACACUACACAUCUGUGAGGGAAGAAGAGUUGAAUUCUCCAGACACGGAAGAGACAACAUGGCGACAACUAUCAGCACCCAACGGGGACAGGUGUAUAUUGGGGAGCUUCCCCAGGAUUUCCUGCGCAUCACUCCUACCCAGCAGCAGCAGCAGGUCCAGCUGGACGCCCAGGCAGCCAGACAGUUGCAGUAUGGUGGUUCAAUAGGCACCGUGGGGAGACUCAGCAUCACUGUGGUUCAGGCCAAACUGGCUAAAAACUAUGGUAUGACACGGAUGGAUCCGUACUGCAGGAUCCGACUGGGAUAUGCAGUCUAUGAAACACCAACCGCUCACAACGGAGCCAAGAACCCACGCUGGAACAAGGUGAUCCAGUGCACAGUGCCACCUGGGGUGGACUCCUUCUAUCUGGAGAUCUUCGAUGAGAGAGCAUUCUCCAUGGAUGACAGGAUAGCAUGGACUCAUGUCACCAUCCCUGAAGGCCUGAGGGAGGGCAACGUGGUGGAUGAGUGGUUCAGCCUCAGUGGCAGGCAGGGCGACGACAAGGAGGGCAUGAUCAACCUCGUGAUGUCUUUUGCUUCGUUACCAGCAGGGAUGAUGACUCAGCCUGUUGUCCUGAUGCCCUCUGUGUAUCAGCAAGGAGUGGGAUAUGUGCCCAUCGCAGGAGUGCCUACAGUCUACAACCAGGGUAUGGUGCCCAUGGCAAUGCCAGGGGCCAUGCCAGCCGUUGGGGGCCAGGGGCCGGUUUGCAGUGAGGAGGACCUGAAGGCUCUGCAGGACAUGUUUCCCAACCUGGAUAAGGAGGUGGUUCGCACAGUGCUUGACGCACAGCAGGGCAACAAGGACGCUGCCAUCAACUCCCUGCUGCAGAUGGCUGAGGAACUCUAACAGUAGAACACAAGCUCACGACGGACAUCCCACACACACACACGUAUACAUGCAUGCAGCCCUCACACACAAGUAAACACACACACACACACACACACACACACACACACACACACACACACACACACACACACACACACACACACACACACCCACCCACCCCCGUGGCUCACCCACAAACCGCAGCCAUAUCUGAAUUCCCACCAGCUGGUAGCCACAGAGAUCUGUUUCUCCCUCCGUUGACUCCUUCUAGGCCUGAGAGUACAUGAAGCCUGGGCUGUCUCUGCUAAUGCACCGCUGAGUCACUGGAUCCUCAAACCAUCACAACUGUUUUCACCUUUACUUUGAAGAAGUCUAAUUUUAAAGUGAUAUAGCAGAUUCAGUGUAUUUGGGAAAUGUCAGGAUUGUAUUACAGCAGAGAACUAAAUAUUGAACCGGCAGUAGUGUGAAUUGAUGGGUAUUGAAAAUCCCACCAACCCAAAUCAUUUUGUAUUUCUCAUUUGUUUCAGUGUCACAAUCUCUCACUGUAUCCAGAGUAACCCAGUUGAUUUGCACAGAUUCCAUCUUUUGUUAUGUUGAUUUUGUCGCUAAUACUGUGUGGAGAACAUGCUUGUAGUAACCUUAAGAAAAAUGCUUCUGUUUCAUAUUUACCUGUAAAAUGUUUGGUGCAUUUAAAAUCUGAUAAAUUAUUAUGAAAGUA